AUGGCGGCUUCCAUGGCCGGCGUCUCACCUCUCCGGCCGCUCCUCUUCCUCCUCCUCGCCGCCUUCGCCUGCCACGCAGCCGAUGGGAGCAGCAGCCGGUACGGCCACGGCCACGCGCACGGCCUGGGCGUCAACUACGGCAGGGUGGCCGACGACAUCCCCUCUCCCCGCCGCUCCGUCCAGCUGCUCCUUGCGGCGGGGGCAGGCUCGGUCAAGAUCUACGACGCCAACGCGCCGGUCCUCCGGGCCCUCACCGGAACCGGCCUCACCGUCUCCAUCAUGGUGCCCAACGAGAUCAUCGUCGACCUCGCCGCCUCCUACGCCGCCGCCGACAAGUGGGUCGCCGACAACCUGCUCCCCUACCUGCCCAAGACCCGGAUCAAGUACCUGCUCGUCGGCAACGAGGUGCUCUCCGACACAUCCGCCGCCAACACCACCUGGCCCCGCAUCGUGCCGGCCAUGGAGAACCUCCACCGCAGCCUCCGGAGGCGCGGCGUCAGCCGCGUCAAGCUCAGCACCACGCUCGCCAUGGACGCGCUCGUCACGGGCGCCUUCCCGCGCCCGCCCUCCGCGGCCGCCUUCCGGCCCGACAUCGCCGAGGCCGUCAUGCGCCCGCUGCUGCGCUUCAUCGAGCGCACCAACUCCUACUACUUCGUCGACGCCUACCCCUACUUCGCCUGGGCGGGAAGCAACGGCACCGUCCCGCUCGACUACGCGCUCUUCCGCGGCGGCGACGGCGCCAUCCGGUACGUCGACCCCGGCACCGGACUAACCUACACCAACCUGCUCGACGAAAUGCUCGACGCGGUCGGCGCCGCCAUGUCCAAGCUGGGCCACGGGGGCGUCAGGCUCGCCAUCGCGGAGACCGGCUGGCCCAACGCCGGCGACUACGAGCAGAUCGGCGCCAGCGUCCGCAACGCCGCCACCUACAACAGGAACCUCGCCGCGCGGUUCGCCCGGAACCCCGGCACGCCGGCGCGGCCCGGCGCGAGGAUGCCGGUCUUCGUCUUCUCCCUCUACAACGAGGACCUCAAGCCCGGCCCGGGCACCGAGCGGCACUGGGGCAUCUACUACGCCAACGGCACGGCCGUGUACCCGAUCGACCUCGCCGGGCGCCGCCCGCUCUGGGCGUACCCGCCGUUGCCGGUGCCGGAGAACGACGCGCCGUACAAGGGCCCGAUCUGGUGCGUGCUGGCCGCGCACGCCGCCGAGAAGCUCAACGAGACGGCGGUGGGGGACGCGCUGACCUACGCGUGCGGGCAGGGGAACGGGACCUGCGACGCCAUCCAGCCCGGCGGCGCGUGCUUCCAGCCAAACACCGGGGCGGCGCACGCCAGCUACGCCUUCAACUCAUACUGGCAGCAGCUCAGGAAGACCGGAGCUACGUGCUACUUCAAUAACCUCGCCGAGCAGACCAUCAAGGACCCAAGCUACGGAUCCUGCAAGUUCCAAAGUUCAUUGGGAUGAUUGAUUACAAAGGGGAGAAGAGGACAACAGGGAGGGGGACUUCUGAUCCUGAUCACUCUAGUUUUAUCAAAACCUGACUGAGUGCAUUGCGCAGCAUGGAUGGCUUACUGAAACUUUCUGAUGUAACAAUGGUAAUAGCUUACGGUAUGUUUGACUUUGAUGUUCUGUUGUUUAGGUGUUCCUCCUGUCGUUGUUUCUGAAACAUUCACGUACAUCAUCUAUUGACAGAGAUGAAAUGAUAGCCACUGAUUUUAUAUGGCCUCUA
This is a messenger RNA of Lolium rigidum, 1732 nucleotides long. Its product is annotated as probable glucan endo-1,3-beta-glucosidase A6. The transcript is spliced from 3 exons. The record is from RefSeq and is a predicted model, not a curated record. Gene Ontology annotation, biological process: carbohydrate metabolic process. Lineage: Eukaryota; Viridiplantae; Streptophyta; Magnoliopsida; Poales; Poaceae. Bases 1 to 1467 code for a protein of 488 amino acids. Gene Ontology annotation, molecular function: hydrolase activity, hydrolyzing O-glycosyl compounds. Gene Ontology annotation, cellular component: plasma membrane.